Messenger RNA from Benincasa hispida (wax gourd), 408 nucleotides. The record is from RefSeq and is a predicted model, not a curated record. Lineage: Eukaryota; Viridiplantae; Streptophyta; Magnoliopsida; Cucurbitales; Cucurbitaceae.
AUGAGUCAUAUAGCAACUAUAUUGGAAGUGUUGAUUGACAACCAGCUGGUAGCCAAUUGGAAGAAGUGUCAGUUUGGGGCAGUGAGUAUUGAGUAUUUGGGACAUAUUAUUUCUACCAAUGGAGUAUCGGCCGAUCCAUCUAAGCUGGAACCUAUGAGUAGCUGGCCUACACCACGUAAUGUGAAGGAAUUGAGGGGUUUCCUCGGUCUCACCGAAAACUAUAGAAAAUUUGUGGCCAACUAUGGCACCAUAGCUUUGCCAUUGACUCAGCUACUGAAGAAGGGAAGUUUCCAGUGGAGUGAGGAAGCGGAGGAAGCGUUCCAAUGUCUCAAAUCAGCCAUGGUUUCUGUACCAGUGUUGGGAUUACCCAACUUUAACGAACCAUUUGUAGUAGAGACGAAUGCAUAA